AUGCACUCGCAAUAUCUUGCUAUGCGACCCGUUUCACCAUUCAGACGCUGGUGUCGACCAGUGUCUUGCGCAUGGAUCUUGAUUUCGAUCCCAAUACUGCUGAGUGCAGAUGUCAGUGGCCGCAAUUUUGGCUACGUGGGCAAGCAAGACUUACUGAAGUUGAUGCGCGAACGAGAUGGCAUCCAGUUAAGUUCCAGAGCGCGAGACGGACGCCAGACGCCCUUAAGUCAUUCGGGAAAGCUGCUAUUGUCCAGGAUUGCCGAAGCGGGCAACAGGACUGAUUGGAACACAGUUCAAUGGCUGUUUUCGUCUUAUAAUGGCACUGAAAUUCAGAUUUUCAAUGCUGUGCUGCACCUCGCAUUUCGUUGUAGCCAGUGCAAGGCGGGGGCACGGAUUUAUGAACGAGUGUGCCAGUUAAACGUGACGAAGAAUUCAUUGACCUUUAUAGCUGCUAUUGCGAUACAUUCAGAAUUGAAGCAGCCGCAUGUCGUGCGGCAGAUAUGGACAGAGGCCUUGCAGAGCUGCAGCCUUGACGAGCUACUAGCCCAGGCGCGCAUUGCUGCUGCAGCAGCUGAGGGAGACGUCUACACGGCCGCCGAAGUUCUGGACACCAUGAACGGGAAGCGUGUCCAAAUCAACAAUGCUCAUAUCACGUCUGCCAUACGAGCGUGCUGGGAUGCAAAACGCAAUCAUCAGAAUGCAGCAGAGAACGCUGCACUAACACGGAUCUUGAAGACCUACAACAACAUGAAGGACUCCGGCGUGCGACCUAACAGAGCCUUCGCAGACGUGUUCUUGAUUGCGGUUCUUGGCGUGUUGAUAUGUCAACUUUAUGCAGUUUGCUGGCGG
This is a messenger RNA of Symbiodinium sp. CCMP2456, 849 nucleotides long. Lineage: Eukaryota; Dinophyceae; Suessiales; Symbiodiniaceae. The record is from the annotation of a GenBank genome assembly.